Messenger RNA from Annulohypoxylon truncatum, 1970 nucleotides. Its product is annotated as DUF676-domain-containing protein. Lineage: Eukaryota; Fungi; Ascomycota; Sordariomycetes; Xylariales; Hypoxylaceae. The transcript is spliced from 3 exons. The coding region runs from base 414 to 1730 and encodes 438 amino acids. Gene Ontology annotation, molecular function: monoacylglycerol lipase activity. The record is from RefSeq and is a predicted model, not a curated record.
UCUUCUCCUGGGAACGCAUUAUAAAAGCUGAUGGUAUCGUGAAUCCGGUCGACUCUACUGCAUACAAUGUAAAUUCUCAAGUGUAAGGAUCCUAUGCGUCUAAUCGUCAUCGUAUCCAACUCAAGUACUGUACCUCUGGAAGUCCCUACGUCAGCCCUAGAUGCCUGCUCCGCUAGUGUAGUCCCUGCAGCAUCGCACGUUAGACUGCCACGGUUCAUGCACGGACACCCGGACUUUAAAACAGACGAUUGUCAUAGCUCCUAAUUUUAGGAAACCCGCGGGCAGCGGAUGGUCUCAUAUCACCGACGGGGCUUUUUUCAAACAGUUAUUUGAGACCCUAUAAUUUUCGAGGACUUUUGAAUACACACCUCUUCUGUUUGAAUCAUCAUUCGAAAGGUACCGAGUGCUUCAGGAUGGAAUAUAACGGUGGUAGUUUGGCGGCAGAUCACCUCUGCGUGCUUGUUCACGGUCUUUGGGGUAACCCAAAUCAUAUGAAGUCCGUUGCGAAAGCGUUAAGAGAUACUUAUUCGGAAGACGAGCUCUACCUCUUGGUCGCCAAGCGAAAUAGCGACAGUUUUACUUACGAUGGCAUCGAGCGAGGCGGCGAGCGAGUAUGCCUCGAGAUCGAAGAGGAACUCGAAAAUAUCCGAAACAAGGGCGGGAAGAUAACAAAGCUCAGCAUUGUUGGAUAUUCUUUAGGGGGUUUGGUGGCCCGCUAUGCAAUUGGGCUGCUAGAGAUGAGAGGCAUCUUCCGUGAAGUUGAACCAGUGAACUUUACAACAUUUGCUUCGCCGCACCUCGGCGUCCGGACACCCCUGCGAGGAUGGCAUAACCAUAUAUGGAAUGUCCUGGGCGCGCGCACCUUGUCCAUGUCCGGAAGGCAAUUAUUUACGAUCGACGACUACCGCGGCACAGGCCGACCGUUGCUAGCAGUACUUGCCGAUCCUGAAUCGGUUUUCAUAUCCGGCUUGAGGAGGUUCAAACGUCGAACGCUAUACGCGAAUGUGGUCAAUGAUAGAAGCGCCGUCUAUUAUACGACAGGCAUUUCUAAGACUGAUCCCUUCAUGAAUACCAGCCGGAUCAAGGCCAACUACCUCAAGGGGUACGAAGAUGUCAUCCUAGACCCGCUAAAUCCGGUCUCGCCCCUAGUCUCAAAAGGCGGCAAAGGCAUAGCCGGUCUCACAGCUGGAAGCCUAGGUUUUCUGCGGAGAGUCCCUUUGAUGCUUGCGCUAGUCAUCUUCAUCCCGAUCGGCGUUGCCGCCUUUUUGCUCAACUCCGUCGUGCAAACGUUCCGCAGUUCGCGACGCAUCCGACUACACGAGUCAGGUCUUACAGAUAUCCCUGUAGAGAAUUACCGUUCGCCAAUCUGGAUCAAAGACAUACGGGGCACCGUCGAAGACGUUUACGAGAAUCUCAAUAGCUUGCAAGAGGAAUCGUAUCUCCAUGCGUCAGACGACGAGAGUGACGAUGGCGAUCUGAACAAGGCUGAUGCCGAGAUUUUAGCCCUAGAGCGGAAGAAAUCGCACCCUCAAUUCCCAACUCUGGCUUUGACUCCGGCUCAAUUCGCCAUGAUUGAUGAACUAGACAAAGUCGGAUGGCGCAGAUAUCCCGUAUGGAUCCAUAAGGUUAGACAUAGCCACGCCGCUAUCAUCGUGCGUUCCGAUACACCCAGAUUUUCGGAAGGCCUCAUUGUAUUUCGACAUUGGAUGAAGGAGGAAUUCCUCAUCUAAGAUGAGUAAGUACAUAUAUACCAUUUGAAUGGGCCAUAGCAAGGAGUUAAACGGGAAGGGGAGUUAUAAUGGUAGGAAGUGCAUGGGGGGAGGUUUUCUUUUUUCUUCAUUGAUACCCUUGACUUGGGCAACAUAGAUAUCCAUUGCUAGAUUUAUAGACAUCUCUCGACUUAACGUUGCAAACACUUAUAUGUGGGUAUUUUCUUGGGUCCGUCCUCCGUACUUUAAAUAUAUGUGUCU